This is a messenger RNA of Meyerozyma guilliermondii ATCC 6260, 1068 nucleotides long. RefSeq lists its product as uncharacterized. Gene Ontology annotation, biological process: pantothenate biosynthetic process. The transcript has a single exon. Gene Ontology annotation, cellular component: cytoplasm. The record is from RefSeq and is a predicted model, not a curated record. Gene Ontology annotation, molecular function: 2-dehydropantoate 2-reductase activity. NCBI's taxonomy places the organism in Eukaryota, Fungi, Ascomycota, Pichiomycetes, Serinales, Debaryomycetaceae. The coding region runs from base 1 to 1068 and encodes 355 amino acids.
AUGAGUCGUCCUAAAGUUCUUGUGGUAGGUUCCGGUGGUGUGGGAGUCAUGCUGGCUCUAGGAUUGACCACUGUUGACAAGUCUGAUGUCACUUUGGUUGUUCGUUCAGAUUAUGAUCGUGUGAUGCAACAUGGGUACUAUAUCAAGUCGAGAACUUAUGGCGAGAUCAAAGCAUGGAAACCACCAAAAAUAGCCAGGUCUGUCAAGGAGGCAGCCGAGAACAACGUCGAGUACGACUUUAUUGUUCUUACCACAAAAAAUAUUCCAGAUGGUGCGAUGACUUGUGAGGAUAUCAUUCGUCCAGCCGUCACCGCCAAGUCUGUGAUUGUACUUGUCCAGAAUGGUAUUUUGAUAGAGGAGCCUAUGAUCAAGGCAUUUCCGCAUAACGUGAUCCUUAGUGGAGUUUCACUCAUUGGUUCUUCCAACAUCGAUUGUGUCAUUAACAACUCCCACAAAGAUACACUUAAGCUCGGACUUUUUGACAAUCCGAAUAUUCUGCCUGAAGUGGGCAAAGCAGCUCGCGAAGAGUACCGUAGAAUAUACCAGAAUGACGACAUCAACAUUAAUAACGUUAUUCUUGAUGACGAUACAAAGAGGACUCGUUGGGAAAAACUCGUCUACAAUUCAGUGUUCAAUACUAUCACUGCCAUUGUCGGUUUGGACAUUAAUUCAUUACAAAUCAACGGUGCAAACGAUACUCUUUUUCGUCCAGCCAUGAAAGAAAUUUCGGCCAUCGCAGCAUCUGAAGGUGUUGAGAUUCCUACCAGUGUUCACGAAUUCUUUCUCCAUAUCGGUGACGGUCUUUUCUACAAGCCGUCAAUGCUUGUGGAUGUAAGAAAGAAGCAACUUUGUGAAAUUGAGGUGAUUCUCGGCAACCCAUUGAAGAUCGCAGCUCGAAACGGAGUGCCAACUCCAGUCCUUUCCACAGUGUAUCACUUGCUUUCAAUGGUCCAAUUCAGAACCAAAAUAGACAAUGGAUCCAUUAAGAUUGACCAAGAAUUAUUCAGGGGCCAAGACUCGGACAAAUUUCCAGAAAUCUUUGCAGCAUCGCCUGGCAGUAGAAUUUAG